AUGUCGGAUGUUCCGCCUUUGUGUCCUAUGCAUACUUAUUUGCAAUGGAAAUUAGCUGUUGAAAGCCCUUCAUUUACAUAUGCUGCCAGAUCUACAUCUAAAGAUAUAUUGUUUGCUGUGGAUAUUCCUUUCCCACUACUGAGAGCCUGGUACAACCUAGUGGUGUUGAAAAAGCCCUUCCAAACAUCAUGCACCUGUGAUCCUAAGAAAAUAGGCAUCAACUUGCCCUCAAAUUCUCCCCAGUUUACUUAUAUCGAGUUGUUUGAAUUUGCAAUUCCUGGAAGUUCGUUUGGUCUUACAUCUGAUCAAGCUAUGAGGUCAGAAAUAAAUAAUUCCCUUCGGCUUAUGGCAGCAAAGGUGUAUGCUGAGUAUGGCAAGAGUCGAGGUAGAAAGAGACAACAACUGGAUUUAAAGACCAAGAAAUUCCAUAUAAUGGAUGGACAAACAAUUUCAAUUACAAAACUCAAACAAGAUAAGGCAUUUGUUUGCGACGAGUUGGCAAAAUGGAAGGAAAGCAACAUUAAUUUAGAGGUUGAAAUUAAAAAGCUUUACCAUGAAAUGGAGAUGGCCAUCCAAGAAAAGAAUGAAGUUAUUGAAAACCUGCAGUCAAAAAAUGAAGAACUAUUGAAAUAUAUUGACCUCCUUGAAAAAUCUGAAAAAAUGCAGCAUCAGGGAAAAGAUAUUUAA
This is a messenger RNA of Paramuricea clavata, 687 nucleotides long. Lineage: Eukaryota; Metazoa; Cnidaria; Anthozoa; Malacalcyonacea; Plexauridae. The record is from the annotation of a GenBank genome assembly.